Apis mellifera (honey bee) is the source of this 3667-nucleotide messenger RNA. It is a transcript of the gene Fmr1, whose product is annotated as synaptic functional regulator FMR1. NCBI's taxonomy places the organism in Eukaryota, Metazoa, Arthropoda, Insecta, Hymenoptera, Apidae. The record is from RefSeq and is a predicted model, not a curated record. The coding region runs from base 84 to 1949 and encodes 621 amino acids. Gene Ontology annotation, cellular component: nucleus; dendritic spine; neuronal ribonucleoprotein granule. Gene Ontology annotation, molecular function: translation regulator activity; protein homodimerization activity; mRNA 3'-UTR binding. Gene Ontology annotation, biological process: regulation of modification of synaptic structure; central nervous system development; regulation of translation at postsynapse, modulating synaptic transmission. The transcript has 14 exons.
GAAUUUGCAGCCUCGAACUCGUGCAGCUGCCCGCUCGCCAGCAUGCCUGCUGCAAAGGAGGCGAGCCGUCACACAAAAGCAAGAUGGAGGAUCUCACAGUCGAAGUAUGCGGCGAAAACGGAGCAUAUUAUAAGGCCUUUGUCACAGAUGUCUUUGAGGACGAGGUUUUAGUUACAUUUGAAAAUGAUUGGCAACCGGAAUCAAAAUUUCCAUUUGCUCAAGUACGUCUACCUCCAACAGAUGGUCAAAAACCAGAAUUUUCUGAAAAUAUGGAGAUUGAAGUAUUUUCUAGGUCCAAUGAGCAUGAAGCAUGUGGAUGGUGGAAAGCAAUCAUUAAGAUGAGUAAAGGAGGUUUUCAAGUAGUUGAAUAUUCGGGAUGGGAAUGUGCUUAUACUGAAAUUGUAGCUAGUGAACGACUGAGGGCAAAAAAUCCUAAUCCUCCUAUUGAUAAAAAUACAUUUCACAAGAUCGAAAUAGAAGUACCUGAAGAUCUAAGAGAAUUUGCCAAAAUGGAAAAUGCACAUAAGGAAUUUCAAAAAGCGAUAGGGGCGGCAGUGUGCCGAUAUGUGCCUGAACGAGGAGUAUUGCUGGCCAUCUCCCGUCAUGAAAAUUUACAUCGUCACAGUACCAUGCUCCAAGAAAUGCACUUUAGAAACUUAUCGCAAAAGGUAUUGCUUUUAAAAAGAACAGAAGAAGCAGCACGUCAACUUGAGUCAACUAAACUUCAAACAAUUGGGGGCAAAUUUAGAUCUUCAAACUUUAUAUAUCAGCGUGUCUCAGACUUUGAGGCAGGAGUGAAAACAAAUUCAAGAUACACAGAUGAGUUUAAUGUUCGAGAAGACUUGAUGGGCUUAGCAAUUGGUGCACAUGGGGCAAAUAUUCAGCAGGCAAGGAAGGUUGAUGGAAUUACAAAUAUAGAAUUAGAAGAAAAUUCAUGCACUUUUAAAAUAUAUGGAGAGACACAUGAAGCAGUUAAAAAAGCUCGCUCUUUACUUGAAUAUAGUGAAGAAUCUAUACAAGUACCACGUGUUUUGGUAGGCAAAGUAAUUGGAAAAAAUGGUCGCAUAAUACAAGAAAUUGUUGAUAAAAGUGGUGUGGUACGAGUUAAGAUAGAAGGUGAUAAUGAACCUCAACCAACAAUUCCGAGAGAAGAGGGUCAAGUCCCCUUUGUAUUUGUUGGUACUGUUGAAAGUAUUGCUAAUGCCAAAAUGUUAUUGGAAUAUCAUUUGGCGCAUUUGAAGGAAGUAGAACAAUUACGUCAAGAAAAAUUAGAAAUUGACCAACAAUUAAGAAAUAUGCAUGGAUCGACCACAGGACCAAUGCCCAACUUUCCUCCUACAAGACGAGGAAUGAUUACAGGCCCAGAAGAAGGUGGUGGAGGCCGUGGAGGUCGUGGUGGUCAAUCUCGCGGACGUGGUGGCAGGGGUAGGGCUCCCGCCAGACACAAUGCUGGAUUACGCCGAGACACCUUAGAUGGUAGUGAAGAUCGAGUAAGGGAUCUACCGCCAAGAGGUGGCCAUCAAGGAGGUGCAGGCAAUUCAGGGUAUAUGGGUGGUAGACAAGGUCGUCCUCCAACUCAACGUAGAGAUCGUAGAGAUGAACGUCGUCGAACAACCGAUGAUGAAGAUACUGUUCUCGAUAGUCAAGAUGUUUCAAGUAUUGAUAGAGAAUCUGUAUCAAGUGUGGAGGGAGGACCUAAAGGCAUAAGGCGAAGACGACUUCGACGUUCUCGACAACGUAGUUCUACACCAACAAAUAAUCAAAAAGGCAGCAAUGCCGGUCCAGGAGACCAAUCAACUGUAACUAGUAAAGAAGGAACACCAGCCAAUGACGUUUCUACUACUAACAACAGUUCCCAAGGGCCUAAAGGCCAAAGAGAAUUACGGUCUCGUCGUAUGCAACAGAGCAAUAAGCCUAAGGAAGCUCUGGUUAACGGUACCAGUGGCUAAACAAUCAUUAUGGUCGACAACUGCUACUUACAUAUAACAUUACACCUGAUGAGAGCUAUUAACACCCAGCACAUAACAUGACGCAUACCUACGCAAAGACUACACGAUUAUGGAUCGCGACAUGAUUAGUCUACGCUCGUUGUUAAGACUGUUUGCUACCGAUAAGAAUACGACUGUUGUUUAAGAAAUCGUCAUUCUCCUUAAACACAUUUAAGGACACAUAUUAAUAUCCAUGCAUGGUUUAGUUUAAUGAUAGUGAUUAUGCUAUCAUGUUUGAUAUAUGGAUACAUUCAUUGGGAGAUAGUAGAAGCAUCUAAAAAAGAAUCCCCUGAUUGUGAAACUGUGCCUCAUUUUUAUACCAAGCUCCCAACUUGUGUGACAGUAAUUUGGAUGUACUGUAAAGUACUUCUUAAUCACUUGAAAAAAAGAUCUAAUAAUAGGCUGGAUAUUUGUGGCUCGUAUGUCAAUUAUCAAUUUGAAUAAUUUUCGCCUAGAUGUGUCGCUAUUAUUAUGAAAAAAUAACACAAUACGUACAAAAACGCAGGAUUUAAUCAAUUUUAUUCUCUUUCUUUUUGUUUUUUAUCUUUUACAUCAUUGCAAUAAUUGUAAUAAAGACUUUUGACAUAUGAACAAAAGUACGUGUUUUGUGUUAUUUUAUAUUCAUAUAUAAAAACAAAAAAACAAUAAUUGAACAUACUGGGUAUAAAGCAUUUUGCGACAAAACUAGGACGAAACAUGAUAUGAUGAAAGAAAAAAUGGAUUCCCAUUGUUAAUUAUAACAAUGGUAGGUGGCAGCUGCAUGAAAUCUUGGUUAAAAGGUGUUCCCAAUGAUGUUCCUUCUAUUUACUUCACAAGAUUGAAUUUUUUUUUUUUUUUUUUUUUUUUUUUUUUUUUUUUUUUUUUUUUUUUUGUUACGAUUAUUACUAGAGUUAUUUAACAACACUAGAUUUUCAAUUUUAUGUUUCAAUACUGAGUGUUGAUUAAUAAUACCAUGAUGCUAAAAUGACUUAUUUGAUUGUAAAAAAAAACAAAUGGGUGUACAAGAAGUCGGUUUUUAUUUCCGGGUUCACUUUUCAUGUAAUUUAGUUUUUUUUAUUACAGUCUAAGCAUACUAUAUCAAAUAUUAGGAUUUGAUAUGACGUUCGUUUCUGCAUUGUUUCGCAUGAUUUAAAAAGAAAGUAAACGUAUACUUAGUAAUACCAAUGUAUGAUGUGCCAGAGAAGGAAUGAUACAUGUUUUAUGAUAUCUAGCUGAAGUGCAGACUUAGCGCAUACCUUUAUUACUAUAAUACUACUUAGUCGAAAUGUGAAUGUCUGAAAAAAUAAACUAGCUUUACUAUACUAAGCUAUAAAAUAGAUAUGGCUAACUGUUUUAAAUUGAUUAUCAGUGAAUAUGAAACAUUAUCUGUCAAUUUAAAACAGCUGCCUUUUCUUCCGGAUAUGACAACAAUUAAUCGGACAUGUCUUAAGGAUUUUGCAAAAACGCAUGGCGGUUAAUGCAACAUAUUGACAUCUAACAAAACAGCUGCCAUUUUAUCUGAAUAUUCUCAUGGCAGCAAAAAAAACUGAGACAUCCCCCAACUUGCUUGUUUCAGAUACAUUUGUAUUGAUUGCAAUUUGUGCAUAAUUUAAGAAUAAAACAUUUCUGUACAUAGAGCGGUCAUUAGUAUGAUGAACCACAAUUUUUUCGAAACAUUGAUAAUCGUUUUUUAAUCUUAA